This is a messenger RNA of Drosophila melanogaster (fruit fly), 2011 nucleotides long. RefSeq lists its product as uncharacterized. The transcript is spliced from 6 exons. The record is from RefSeq and is marked reviewed. The coding region runs from base 795 to 1715 and encodes 306 amino acids. Lineage: Eukaryota; Metazoa; Arthropoda; Insecta; Diptera; Drosophilidae.
GCAACAGUUUCAUCUGGGCUUUCAGCUCCGUUGCACGCGUCACUCGCAGCUGGUUUUUUGGGCCGUCUUUGCGGAAUACUGUUAGCCAUUAUACCAUUAUAGCCUUUAAGUUUGGGCCAAACUAGUUUCGGUCGUGUUGUGUUGUCUUGUGUUGUGUUGUGAUCCGUGUGUACUAUUUAAGAUCUCGUAUUUUCCCAGACACAACAUCAGCGAUUCAGUAGACUCUUGUGUAUCAUUCAUGAAUGCAAAAACAGACGAUACCCUAAGCAAAUCACCUGGCCCAUCUAGCCGAAAUUGGUAGCAAUUUUCAAUGUCAGCGCUUCGGAUGCUAAUCUCCUAGUCUUUUGUUUCGAGCCAGCACUAACGCUAAUUUUCGAUUUGAUGGGAAAUCUUCAGCGCUAAUUUCCGAUUUGAUGGGAAAUCUAGUGUGCUAAUUUCUGAUAUCCAACUGCCCCACUAUAUAAGCUCACAGACCCUGGCUCCUCAUCUCGCAAUUCGAAACCUGCCUAACUGGAAAUUACGCUCAAGUAGAACGCGUCAAGUGUCUCCAGAAUUUAGUUCAAGGCUCCUAACGUUAUUUUCUGAUCUCUGAAGAAUUGCAUUAUCUUCGCGAAUCUCUGGCCUCUUCUUCCGUUUUAAGCAAUUUGCGAAUGUCAAGGUGAAGGUCGGCCAGAGGGCACAAUUUUACAUUUGGCAAACUGAAAAUAUACAGCGGCGAACCGCUUAGAAAAAGCACAUAGCUUAAUAUAAUCGCAGAAUAAUUUCAGUUCAGCCAGAGCAGCAACAAUUGCAAAAUGAGAGUACCCACCAUGCUGUCGGACAUCGACCAACUGCCCACGCUCCAGGUGGGCGACUACACGCUCCAGUUCGAGUUGGGCGAGCCGACUGCCCAGGGCAAGGAGGUGGCCAUCAAGGAGCUGCGCGAAACACCCGAGCGCCAGAAGGAGGCCUCCAAGGAGCUGGCCCGUCUUCUAGAAGCGGAGACGGACUUGCUGUACCCCAAGGGAAACGAGGAGUGGCUGAUCAGAUACCUGCGGCCCUGCAAGUAUUACCCGGAAAGUGCCCGUGAUCUGAUUAAGCGGUACUACGCCUUCAAGGUGAAGCACGCGGAUGUGUACACCGACCUGAAGCCAUCGAACGAGGCCAACAUCUUCAAGCACAACAUCCUUACCGUCUUCCCCAACCGAGAUCAACUGGGUCGUCGCAUUUUGGUCCUCGAACUGGGCAAGCGCUGGAAGCACAAGCAGGUCACCCUCGAUGAGGUGUUCAAGGGAGCUGUGCUCUUCCUGGAGGCGGCCAUGCUGGAGCCAGAAACACAGAUCUGCGGAGCCGUUGUGAUCUUCGACAUGGAUGGCCUCAGUCUCCAGCAAACGUGGCAGUUUACGCCUCCGUUCGCCAAGCGCAUUGUGGACUGGCUUCAGGACUCGGUGCCGCUCCGGAUCAAGGCCAUUCACAUCGUGAACCAGCCGAAGAUUUUCCAGGUGGUCUUUGCCCUGUUCAAGCCCUUCCUCAAGGAGAAGCUGCGCAGCAGGAUCAUCUUCCAUGGCACCGAUCGCGAGUCCCUGCACAAAUACAUGUCGCCCAAGUGCCUGCCAGCCGCCUACGGAGGAUUCCGGGAGGCCAGCCGCAUCGACAGCGACCAGUGGUACCAGCUGCUGCUCAAGUGCGACACCGAGUUCGACACCAUCAACUCGUACGGCUACAAGAAGAAGUGAUCUGUGGCCACCGGCCUGGUGCUGCUCGUGAUAAUCAACUCCACUCGUUUCCACACGUCUUCACAUUAAGCCCACGUGGAGCGUUAUAGUUAAGCACUCGAUCUACCAUACGCUUGUCCUGUUAGUGAGUAGCGCCUAGAGUUUGCCUUAGUCUUAACCAGGAUCGGAGUGUCGAUCGCAGCCAGAAGAAGUGUUAUACCUACAUGCAUAUUAUUUUAAUCCGGGGUAAGCGUAUUUAUAUCAUUUUACUAUUGUACAUUAAACCAAUUGUUAAAAUAUAAACAUACUUUGUAAAC